This is a messenger RNA of Ruditapes philippinarum (Manila clam), 792 nucleotides long. RefSeq lists its product as uncharacterized. The transcript has 2 exons. The record is from RefSeq and is a predicted model, not a curated record. Bases 103 to 477 code for a protein of 124 amino acids. NCBI's taxonomy places the organism in Eukaryota, Metazoa, Mollusca, Bivalvia, Venerida, Veneridae.
ACCUUAGACAUUACCCUUGGACAUUACGGUUCCAAGAAACACGGCGACGAAUUAUUCGAUGUAUUAGAAUUUCAUAAAUUUAUCGUGAAAAAUCAAAAUAAAAUGGUUAAAAGAUGUCAAUGGGGACUAUGCAAGUCAGAUUCUCGUUUCCCUGAUCGAUUGGUAGGGGAAAUCAAGUUUAUUCCGUUUCCGAAGCCUAAAAGAAACCGUGAAAGGUGCCUACGCUGGAACAAGGCUUGUGGACGUCCUCACGAUCAACUAAAUGUAGAGAAAAUUGACGGGAAUUAUAAUUUAUAUGUGUGCACUAAGCAUUUCCCUGAAGGAGGGCCAUCUGAGCAAUACCCCGACCCUUAUCCAGCAGACAGUUGUACAGGUUCAGCAGCUAAGCACACACCAUGCAGAGCUCCACCAAAACCUAGACCUAUGUCAGAGCCUCCCAAAAAGCGGCGCAAAAUCCUAUCACAAUUACAAUCUUAGUGAGUAUUUACACAUACAUGUAAACAUGUAUAUUAAUCAUAACUUAAACAAUAUUCAAGUGUUAAAUGUGCAUAAAUACCUGUAGGUAAACUUUAUUAUAACAGUAACAUUUUUAAAAGUUAAUUUGAUACUUAUAAUUGUAAAAGUUUAACAAGAGAUACAUGUACAUUUUUUGCCAAAAUAAGAAUAUUCUAUUGAAUCAUAAGGUAAUUGUGAUAAUAUGAUUUGAACUGAUAAAUAUUUCAGUGAUGAAGAAAAUAGCCAGCAAUACAACUUUCAAGGAGUAACAACAGAUCAACCUCAAUCUGUAACAAA